Molecule: messenger RNA, 6772 nt
Organism: Galleria mellonella (greater wax moth)
Lineage: Eukaryota; Metazoa; Arthropoda; Insecta; Lepidoptera; Pyralidae
Gene: Cals
Product: calsyntenin-1
Biological process (GO): positive regulation of synaptic transmission; homophilic cell-cell adhesion; positive regulation of synapse assembly
Cellular component (GO): postsynaptic membrane; cell surface
Molecular function (GO): X11-like protein binding; amyloid-beta binding; kinesin binding
Source: RefSeq, a predicted model, not a curated record
GAAUGCAAUCGAUGAACACAUCCGUCAUACGCCGCCAUUUGCGAAAGGUUGAUCGCUGCUCCGCAGCGCGAGUGUCAUCGUUUUGAUUAUGUCGAGUGUUUAAUUUGUUAUUUUCGAGAAAACUGUAAACUCAGUGCCGGUAUUUAACCAGUUAAAAUGAUUGUGAGAUUUUUGAGCGUUUUGUGCGUCGGAGUUUUGGUGGCUUCGGUGUACAGUGCCAAAGGAAACAACGACAAUGAAGACGUACCAUACUUGGAGCUCGAUGAGCCAGAAGAAGGCUACCAUGGGCUGAUCCGAGAGAACGAAACGCUGGUAGAGGUGACGCCUGCGAUCAGGGCUCGAGGACCAUUGUGCUCCUUCCUGAUACUCAACAACGAGUUUAAAGAGGCGCCCUUCGAGGUAAUGGUGAUAGACGAAAACGAAGCCCGUCUGCGCGUGCGCUACCUACUCAAUUGCGAGAGGCGGCGCUCCUACAAGUUCGACAUUGCCGCCGUCGGCUGCGAUGGCUCCUACUCCAACACUGUGCCCGUCCGCGUCAUAGUGACUGACGUGAAUGAGUACGCGCCAGUGUUCAACGAGGCCGCGUACGUGAAGGCGGUGGACGAGGGCCGCCUGUACGACGAGAUACUGCGCGUCGAGGCCAUGGACAGGGACUGCACGCCGCACUACGGAGACGUGUGCAAGUAUGAGAUACUCACCGACAGGAGCCAGCCGUUCACCAUCAACAAUGAAGGAGUUAUUCGUAAUACGGAACCAUUGGACUACGAGAAGUCCCACAGCCACAUACUGUCGGUCGUGGCGUACGACUGUGCGAUGAUGCAGUCCACACCGGUCAUGGUCACCAUCAAAGUGAAUAAGCCCUGCAGACCAGGCUGGAAAGGGCUAGCGGAGCGCGUGGACUACGCGCCGGGCACGGGCCCGCUGGCGCUGUUCCCGGCGGCGCGGCUGGAGGCCUGCACGUCGGACGAGCGCUGCCCCGGCGUCACGCGCAUCCAGGCCGCCGUCACGCUGCAGGCCUCGCACGCCGCCACCGGCUGCGACCGCGACACCUACUCGCUGCACUCGCAGCGCACCAUCUGCGGACUGGACCCGAAGACUGUCGACCUGCUGCCCAGCCCCGGAGCAGGCAACGAAUGGACCAAGUCGCUCAAACCUGACUCAGGUCGCGACGGCGAGCAGCUGUUCGAGUUCGACGGCGAAACGACGGCGGCCGUGGUGCCGGAGUCGCUGCUGCCACACCAGCUGGCCGGCACCUUUGCCAUCUCCACGUGGAUGCGGCACGCGCCGCCGCCCGACCACGACAAGCAUCGCAAGGAGCACAUCCUCUGCCUCGCCGAUGACCACAAAAUGAACCGCCACCACUACGCCCUGUUCGUGCGCAAUUGCCGCCUGAUCCUGCUGCUGCGACGUGACUUCGGAGACGGGGACCUCAAUAUCUUCCGACCAGCCGAGUGGCGUUGGAAGAUACCGGAGGUGUGCGACGAUGAAUGGCACCACUACGCGAUCAACGUACGCUUCCCGAAUGUGGAGCUGGUGGUGGACGGUGAGCCGUACCGCGGCGACGGUGGCGCCGGACCCGAGGUCAUCGACGACUGGCCCCUGCACCCCGCGCACGGCGUCAACACCACGCUUGUCGUCGGCGCCUGCUGGCAGGGUACUGAAAGCGACAUGAAGCACUACCUGCACGGGUGGCUGGCCGGGCUGGGCGUGGCGCACGCGCCGCAGCCGGCGGCCGCGCUGCGCUGCGUGGCGCGCUGCCGCGAGGGCCUGUCGCUGGCGCCGUCGCUGUACCUGCGCGCCGUGUCCGUGGAGGGCGACGGCGUGGCCGACGUCGAGACGCUGCUGCGCCGCGUCGCGUACGCGGACGGCCGGCCCGCGCCCACGCCGGGCCGCAGGAACGUGCACAUCGCCACCACCGUCACCUGCGACAACGGCCGCGUGCUGCACGCGCGCCCCGCCGACUCCUACGUCAUGGUGCUGCAGCCGCAGGUGCCAAGCGUGCUGCUGAACGGCACGGCGGACCUGGCGCGCGACUACGCGCACUUCCGCGCGGGGCUGCGCGUGUUCCCCGACGUGGCGGUGGCGGUGUCCGCGGGCGGGCCGGCCGCGCCGCGGCUGGACUCGUGCGUGGUGUCCGUGUACCCGGCGCUCAACCCCGACCACGAGGCGCUGGCGCUGCGGGCGGCCGCCGCGCUGCCGCGCCGCUACGACAUCCGCGCCGCCGUCAGCCGCGACGGCGUCAUCCUCUCCGGCGCAGACUCCGUGCACAACUACCAGAAGGUGCUCCGUGAAAUCGAAUACAGCAACAAGAAGCCAGCCUACUACCUGAACCGCGUGUUCAAACUCACCUGCUCGGAGCUCAACGGACGCUUCACCAGUAACGAGUACGUGCAGACGCUGACGGUGGUGCACCCGCACAUGUCCGGCGGCGAACUCGCCCGCGAGCUGAACCCCAGCGGCAUGGCCGACAAGAUGGACGCGGUUGCCAGGGACAAACAGGAGGAGCGGCCGCCGGUGGCCGUGGAGGAAGCGGCGGAAGGUGCUCACGGCGAAUUGGCGCCGCGCGUGUUCAAUGCGCACGCGCAGCGCUCGCAGCACGCGGCCGACGUGCCGCAGCCGCGCGUGCUGGACCUGCGCCCUGAACACAUGUGGACAGACCACGUGGCGCUGGUGAUCGGCGUGGUGUCGUGCGGCGCGGUGGUGGCGCUGGUGGCGGCGGGCGCGGCGCGCGCGCGCGGCCGGCGUGCCCGCCCCCGCGCCCCCCGCGCCCCGCCCGCCCCGCGGCCGCUGCGCGCGCCGCCCGCCGACGCCGAGAUGGCCUGGGACGACUCCGCGCUCACCAUCACCGUCAACCCCAUGGACGAGUCCGGAGGCGGCGAGGGCGGCGCGGCGCGGGCGGCGGCCGCGGCGGCCGACAGCUCCGACGCGGACUCCUGUUCCGACUCCGACUCCGACCACCACGACUCCUCCGACGACGAGGACGACGUGAUACCAGGCAAGCAGCACAAGUACAGAAACAUCAGUCAACUGGAGUGGGAUAACAGCACGAUGUAAUGCGCACGCGCACCCGCGGACUGUACUUAACUCCACCUCCACUAUCGCCCUACAUCACUCGCCCCACAACACCACACCCAGCGGAAACAUUCCGUUGACACGCUACAAUGGUACUCCGAAACCUAUGUACACGACGAACCUUUAUGUCCGCGUUACAAAAUAACCCUAUAAACGUGUAAGCACGUGUUUAUAAUAGUCUUUAAUGGCAUUCAAAAACCUGCGUAGAUGGCGGAGUAUAAUAUUCCCUCGUAUAAGGGUUUUAUUACGAAUGGCAAGCGUAACACCAUAGUCCUAAAAAAUGGCAAUGUAUGAAAGAUACCAUGAGAAUUCCAGAGUAUUCUAUUAUGUUCCCAGUCCUGUUCUCGUCUAUAGAUGAUGCAGUCACGUUUAUCACUUUCCAUCAGAUGGGCUUUUAGUUUGUCCUUUUAAAUAUCAUAAAAAAAAUGGACUAAUAUUAAUGUCGUGGAUUUUGUCAGAUUAAAAACCUAGGAAGUCGGUGCAAAAAUAAAGUGAAAUUUUAUCCGUCAUCUACGCAGUAACUUGUAUAGUUAAACACAGUGAAAACACAAAGUUAGUGAUAGAAUUAAAGAAAUAAACAUGUGAAAUUGUGAAUCUUUAAAACUAAAUCAAUAUACAGCAGGUAGCCAUUCUAUUACAGGAUUUAUUCUCGCCUUUUCCGGCUCGAAGGACCAUUGUUACAAUUGUCUUUUUACAAUUGAUCCCAGGAUUUUUAAAUAACACUUAAAUUAUAUAUUAUUAUAUACAUGUCGUUACCCGUUCGUAAAAUCAUCAAAAUGACGAUCCGUCAUUAGAUGUUUAAUAUUGCAUUUACAGAUAAAAAUUUAACUAUACUUCGUAUAUUUCAGAUGACGGAUAAACUUAUGACAGUUUUUACUACAAAAGAACUGACAAAUGAGACAUUUGACAUCGGAGUCAAUGUAAUAAUAAUUUAUAAUUUCUAACAAUCAAAUGUUCAGUCAAAUGUAUUAAAGCUUCGUAAGAGAUGUUAUUGCCAUCUGUGACUCACAGUACUAUACAUACGGAGUAUAUAGGUUGUAUCCUUUUUCCAUUCUAUACCCUAACCAUAAGAUGCGUGUUCAAAUAAACCUGUACUGCGAUUUUCAGUCGUAUUACUAUAGGUAUAAAGUAUACAUUGCAGCGUGUCAGUCGAUAUUCGUAAUAAGGAAUUGAUUUAUACCGCUGCGCGGCACGACCGCCGCCGUCGUGAGGCGACGCUUGCACACGAAGCUCCUCCCCGGGCACGCUCCGUACGGUACGUGGUAACCGAGUGUGGAACAACGUUAUCCGGCUCGAAGGACUAUUUUCAGUGAUACAAUGUCAUAGAAAAUGUUUUUGUUAAUGUACAAAUUGUUGCAAGUGUUUUGGACAAACAUUCGUAAAAGAAUUGAUGAUCUUAGUCAAUAAACAAAUUGAAACAAGAUUUUAGUAAAAUAAUUACUUUGUGUGACGUCAUCAGAGUUGUAAAUAAUGGCAGUUGUUAAUUAUAGCCUGGAAGUAAUGGGCUUAAAAUUAAAUUCUUUAGAAAAAAAAGAAUAAACACUUAGAAAAUUAAACUCUGACCUGCUCAUUUUGAUUUUAGAGUUGUACUUGAGCGACGUACCUGUCUUAUCACGAGUUAAUGGAAAUCAUAUGCAAUUUGAACGUUUUACUGACGAUGUGACAAUUUGUAAUAAAGAAUGAAAACCCAUACGAUUCUUAAUCGAUAAUGUAUUUUAUCGUAAUGAAAUAACGUUCAAAAUUGAAUAGCAACAAGUAAGAGACUGUUUUUAAGUUUACUAAUAAUUGAUUAAGAUAUAUGUAGCCUUACAAAUAAUAUAAAUUCCAUAUAAAAUGUAGCUGCACACACACACACACACACGGUCGGAGCGUGCACGGGACACAUUUUAUUUCUAGAUUUAUUGUAAGGUCUCAAAAUUGAUCAUAUCAAAAACUUUAUACGUAAACGAAUAUUGUUUGUCCUCGCUUGCUUUCGUAGAACGAUAUCGUUGUUCUAAUAGGGAUCGCUCUUGACUUUUCUAUUCGUUUGUAAUAUUACUGUAUGUACUAGCUCUUGUUGUAAUUUCGUAUGGACUCGGUUAAUAUAAGGUAGUGUAAGCGUCAAAUACUAUAAUAUUGUAUAUUGAACACUAAGUGACAUAUGCUUCAAUGAUACUCCACUUGCUAAGCACAAAUUUUUCCUAAAACAAUCGCCACCACGUGGCGCCACCUGCGUAUAUUAAGUUCUAUGAUCUGUGGCCCGUUUGGCGCCAUUUUGACGUACAGUUUUGAGUUCAGUACAAAUAGAGCAUUUGACCGCAUUUAUUUGAUCCGGUACAGUGUACCAUUUCAAUUAGUAACGUUUUGUCUCACGACAAGAUGUGUCCAACUUCUACCCUUACGAGCUUCUCAUACAAAAUCGGCUUAAAUGUAUAUUAGGCACAGAGUUAUUUGAAAAAAAAAAUAUAGAUGUACGAUAAUUAUACACAUUAUACAGAUGGUAUCGUUUAGAAUCAGCUACUAUAAACUAUAUUAUAUUAUAUAUAUAUAUAUUUUGAAUGCGUUAAGGAAUUUUUACUAACAAUUAGGUUAAGGCAAAGCCGCGAGCACAGUCGGCCGUAGGCGUAACUAGUUAGGUUUUAUUUCAUCUGUCGGCCGUUCAGCUAGCAGGCGGCGGUGUGCCGUCUCGCUCGCACCGCGGCGCACACGCAUAUCGCCGUCUCCGUCGGGAGGUUGCAUAUCAUGGAUCGUUUGCCAUAUUAGUAUAGAGUAUGUGUAAGUGACUGUGACCACUGACUGUACAAUCAUUAAGCAAUCGUUGUGAACAUAAUCAUUGAUGUAUUCCGUCUCUAGUUGACGUGUCGUGUGUUGUUCGUUUCCGUCACUUUCACUGUCAGCGCCCUCUGUCGGACCGCCAGUGUCGUUGCACAAAUGUUCGUAAUCUAUGCUCGUCGGCGGUCGCUCUGACAGCUGUCAAACUGACAGGAGAGGCGAAGGUGUCGUGCUGUACAGCCUCGACUCUGUCAGUGUGGCCGUUGUCGAAGAGUCCACGAAUGAAGGUGAGUUUAUGUGUUUAGGAAGUUACUAAGAAGUUAAUCGAACGUUUCUUUGCUGUUAUAAUAUAAUUGUGAACAAGGCAGUGCCACUGCAAUCCAACGAAUGUAAUUCUUCGCCGGAUUCCUGAACACAAACUCGCUGUUAUUAAGUUUUUCUAUUAUGUAACAUAUUAUAAUUAUUUUACCUGUUGAGCACUGUGUGUAUUGCGACGGACGGAGAAUGAGCUCGGCCCAUUUACGUGUAUCACCAUUCGUUCAUUCCAUCACGAAUGAAGCGAGCUGUCAAAGGAUUUUAUUCUCUACCCAUGUGGCAUAAAGGCUUAUUUUUAGUCGUCGCGCGUGCACGCUCUUUACCCGUCGCAAUAUAUAUUUCACUCGACUACCGUCCAAUUCCAUUUACCUGCUUUUUAUAUUUUACAAUGUGACUAUUCCUCAUUUUAUGACCGGACGUGGCUCAAAACGCGCACAAAUGCGUUUGGCAUUUGAUUGUAAACCGUCGUACGCCGAGUAUUAUGUGAGGUAGCUAUUUUUUUUUUCUGUAUUACAUUUUAUCGUUUUUACAUUUAUUUUGUAUUGUCGCGGUAUUAUUACAGUAUACUUAUAGAACUUCUUUGAUGUAUGAAUUAUUAUAUUUUAGCUAAAAAUAAAGUUGGUUUAAAAUACGA